UUCAUUACUGAAUUACUCAUUUCAGAUAAAAAUUCUGUUACAUCGAUAAAAUGCGGUGCCAUUACGAGGUCCUGGGCGUUAAACAAAAUGCCACUAAUGAAGAACUCAAGAAGGCCUAUCGGAAGAUGGCCUUACAAUGGCAUCCAGAUAAAAAUCUUGACCAGUUAGAAGAGGCAAAGAAGCAAUUUCAGCUUGUUCAGGCAGCAUAUGAAACGCUGAGUGACCCUCAAGAACGAGCGUUUUAUGACCGUAACAGAGACAGUUUUCUAAGAGAAAGAGCCUCGGGAGGCUGGAGCCAGUACUGGACAACAUUGAUGUAUGAGUACUUUUCCUCUCAGUGUUACUCUGGUUUCAAUGAUUCAGAAAAAGGAUUUUACACUGUUUAUAGACAACUGUUUGAGAGAAUUGCAGUUAAUGAUCUGAAUUAUAUGGAUGAAGAAGAUGACAUCAUAAUUCCAAGCUUCGGACAUAGUGACAUGGAUUUAGAGGAGGUUGCUCGAUUUUACACUUACUGGUCAGGGUAUUGUACUUCAAUGGCUUUUGAGUGGGCUGAUGAAUUUGACAUAAGAGAAGCUCAUCAAAUGGGACGUUGGGUGGAGAAGAAAAUUGAAAAAGAGAACAAUAAAGCCCGUCAGAAAGCUCGUAAGCAGUUUAAUGAAGAAGUUAGGGCUUUGGUGGCCUUCGUUCGCAAGAGGGAUAAACGCUGGCUGGAGCGUAAGAAAUUACAAGCUGCCAAAGCUGAGGAAAAAGCUAAGCGGCAAAAAGAAGCUCAGGACAGAGAAAGGGAAGAAAGAAAUAAACAAAUGGAAGAAAGUAUCCAGCAAGAAAGGGAAAAUAUGGCUGCAUAUGAAGAACAGUUAAGGGAAAUGGAGGCCCGGUUUGCAAAGGAAUGGGGAAUAACUGAAAGUGAGGAGAGUGAUUAUGAUGAUGAAGAGGCCCUGGUCAGUCAGGAUGCUGGUGAUGGGGUGGCUGAACUUGGUGACGACGAAGAUAUCGCCGACUAUCUUAUUGAUAAUCUCUAUUGUGUUGCUUGUAAUAAAACUUUCAAGACUGACAGAGCGAUGGAAAACCAUGAGCGAUCAAGGAAGCACCGAGAAAACGUGGAGUCACUGAAGGUAACAAUGCUGGCAGAAGAGAAGCAACUGGAAGAGGAACAACCUGUAGAAAACACUUCACGUCUUGCUGAUAGCGGAUCAGCUGAUGAUGAAACCACAACAGCAUCCAUGCCAAAAUCAAGGAAAAAAAAGAAGAAGAAGAAACAGAGUUCUACAGAAGAUGUCACCCCCCCACUUACCUCUACUAGCAAAGCCGGUGGAAAAUCAAAGAAGAAGAAGAGACAACAGUUAAUCUUGGAAGACAGCUCAGAUUCGACCCCUGAUACAGAAAAGUUAGAUUGUAGCGACAGGACCACAGUUAACGGCCAUGAAAACUCAGAGGACAGUAGCCAGAAUAAAGACAUAGACAAAGAAUCUAGAGACGAUGUUAAAGAGCAGAGUGAUCAAGAAGUAUCCUCAAAGGCAAAGAAGGGAAAGAAAGCAAAAGAAGAAAGAAGAAGAGCUAGAGAAGCAAAUGCAGCUUCUAAACCACCAGAAACUAUUGAGCUACGUUGUACUAUUUGUGGGGCUGAGUUCCCCUCAAAGAACAAGCUUUUCACUCAUAUAAAGGCAGAAGGACAUGCAGCCCUAAAAACUACUGCUGGCAAUUCUCAGUCUGGGAAAAGAAGCAAAGUGCGUGCUAAAUAAGUAAGUAUAUGAUAUAUUAAAAUAUAUAGCUGUUUUACUAAUUUAAAUAAAACUUUGUUGUGAAA
Molecule: messenger RNA, 1807 nt
Organism: Macrobrachium nipponense
Lineage: Eukaryota; Metazoa; Arthropoda; Malacostraca; Decapoda; Palaemonidae
Product: dnaJ homolog subfamily C member 21-like
Exons: 12
Coding region: 51-1742 (563 amino acids)
Cellular component (GO): cytoplasm
Molecular function (GO): nucleic acid binding; zinc ion binding
Source: RefSeq, a predicted model, not a curated record